AAAUCGGAAGAAACCCCAACUCUGAUUCAAUCUCGUUCUCUCUCACGAUCACCCCAUCCGGCGGUGGAUUCCUGGUGGGCGGCGGCUGUUUCUUAUCUUAUGAGCAUCCACCUCAACGGCUGCGGCCAUAAAUUCUUCUCCAGCUAGCAGCAGCUGCCCCUUUGAGAACUUCCCAUAAAUUUCACUAUUUUUCUCUAAAAGUUGUGACUUUGUGGAUAUCAUGGCUAGAAUUUUGGUUCAACCGACAAAUAUUCUUGGUCUUGUUGGUGGAAGUAAGAGUUCCCCUUCAAGAGGAUCAAGUAAUGUAAAACGGGUUGUUAAAAUGAUGUCUAGUGUACAUUCACCUGGUUUGAGGAUGAGAAGCUUUUCUGGACUUAGAGGGUUUAAUUCUUUGGAUAAUAUGUUGAGAACUGGACAAGAUUUUCAUUCGAAGAUGGCAAUUACAAUCUCUUCUAGGCGAAGGAAGGCUAGCAGGUGUGUUCCAAGAGCAAUGUUUGAGCGAUUUACUGAAAAAGCGAUUAGAGUAAUUAUGCUUGCUCAGGAGGAAACGAGACGGCUUGGUCAUGAUUUUGUUGGCACAGAACAGAUCCUUUUGGGUCUUAUUGGGGAAGGCACUGGUAUUGCUGCUAAGGUUCUUAAAUCUAUGGGAAUUAAUCUUAAAGAUGCUCGUGUGGAAGUGGAGAAGAUAAUUGGUCGGGGUGGUGGGUUUGUUGGUGUAGAAAUCCCAUUCACUUCUCUUGCAAAGCGUCUUUUGGAACACUCUCUUGAGGAAGCUCGCCAACUCGGCCACAAUUAUAUUGGGUCAGAGCACUUGCUUCUGGGACUACUUCGUGAAGGGGAGGGUGUUGCAGCUCGUGUUCUUGAAAAUUUAGGUGCUGAUCCCACUAACAUACGGACUCAGGUUAUUCGGAUGGUGGGUGAGAGCACAGAGGCUGUUGGUGCUGGUGUUGGAGGAGGGACCAGUGGGAACAAGAUGCCAACCCUGGAAGAGUAUGGGACAAACUUAACUAAGCUGGCAGAAGAGGGUAAACUAGAUCCUGUUGUUGGUAGGCAGCAGCAAAUAGAACGUGUAACCCAAAUUCUUGGUCGGAGAACAAAGAAUAACCCUUGCCUCAUUGGUGAACCUGGUGUUGGAAAAUCGGCCAUUGCUGAAGGUCUGGCUCAAAGGAUUGCUAAUGGGGAUGUUCCUGAAACGAUAGAAGGGAAGAAGGUUAUAACCUUGGAUAUGGGCCUUCUUGUAGCUGGCACGAAAUAUCGUGGGGAGUUUGAAGAAAGAUUAAAAAAACUGAUGGAGGAAAUAAAACAAAGUGAUGAGAUUAUUCUUUUUAUUGAUGAGGUGCACACAUUAAUUGGAGCAGGGGCUGCAGAAGGAGCUAUUGAUGCAGCAAACAUAUUAAAACCCGCCCUUGCAAGGGGCGAACUGCAGUGCAUUGGAGCUACAACCUUGGACGAAUACAGAAAACACAUUGAGAAAGACCCAGCCUUAGAACGACGAUUUCAGCCAGUCAGAGUGCCAGAACCAUCUGUGGAUGAAACCAUACAGAUUUUGAGAGGCCUCAGGGAACGGUAUGAAAUCCACCACAAACUUCGUUACACAGAUGAAGCAUUAGAAGCUGCCGCACAGCUGUCAUACCAGUACAUAAGUGAUCGAUUCUUGCCUGAUAAGGCAAUCGACUUGAUUGAUGAAGCAGGUUCCCGAGUUCGCCUCCGUCAUGCUCAGUUACCUGAGGAAGCUAAGGAGGUUGAAAAAGAGCUCAGGCAGAUCACGAAGGAGAAGAAUGACGCUGUUCGGAGUCAAGAUUUUGAGAAGGCUGGAGAAUUGCGUGAUAGAGAAAUGGAACUUAAGGUUAAGAUAUCAGCUCUAAUAGAUAAGGGUAAGGAGAUGAGCAAGGCAGAAAGAGAGGCAGGGGAUGUAGGCCCUGUUGUGACUGAAGUUGAUAUUCAGCAUAUUGUCUCCUCCUGGACCGGCAUUCCGGUCGAGAAAGUAUCCACUGAUGAAUCUGACCGCCUGCUCAAAAUGGAAGAGACCCUCCAUAAGAGGGUCAUUGGUCAAGAUGAAGCAGUUAAAGCCAUCAGCCGUGCCAUACGCCGAGCUCGUGUUGGACUCAAGAAUCCCAAUCGUCCCAUUGCAAGCUUUAUAUUUUCUGGUCCAACUGGUGUGGGUAAAUCUGAGUUAGCAAAAGCAUUGGCCGCUUACUAUUUUGGCUCCGAAGAAGCAAUGAUUCGCCUUGAUAUGAGUGAAUUUAUGGAAAGACAUACUGUUUCCAAGCUCAUUGGUUCACCCCCUGGUUAUGUUGGUUACACAGAGGGGGGUCAAUUAACUGAGGCCGUUCGUCGUCGUCCAUACACAGUGGUUCUCUUUGAUGAGAUUGAAAAAGCUCAUCCUGAUGUGUUCAACAUGAUGCUUCAAAUUCUAGAGGAUGGAAGGUUGACAGAUAGCAAGGGCAGAACAGUGGACUUCAAGAAUACACUUUUGAUAAUGACAUCGAACGUGGGAAGCAGUGUAAUAGAGAAGGGAGGUCGGAGAAUAGGGUUCGACCUUGAUUAUGACGAGAAGGACAGUAGUUAUAACCGUAUCAAGAGCUUGGUGACGGAGGAACUGAAACAAUACUUCAGGCCUGAGUUUUUGAACAGGUUGGAUGAGAUGAUCGUGUUCCGUCAACUCACAAAACUGGAGGUGAAGGAGAUUGCGGAUAUAAUGCUGAAGGAAGUAUUUGAUAGACUAAAAGUAAAAGAAAUUGAUCUUCAAGUUACAGAAAGAUUUAGAGAUAGGGUAGUUGAGGAAGGAUACGACCCAAGCUAUGGUGCAAGACCAUUGAGAAGGGCAAUCAUGAGACUUCUGGAGGACAGCAUGGCUGAGAAGAUGCUGGCAAGAGAGAUCAAGGAGGGUAACUUGGUAAUUGUGGAUGCCGAUUCCGAUGGAAACGUGACGGUGCUCAAUGGCGGAGCUGCUACUGAGUCUUUGGCAGAUGCUAUUCCUGUGUAACCUGUAAAGGUAUGCACCCAUUUUUUUUUGAUAGGAGAAUAACAACAAUCUUAUUAUUUAGAAGUUAGGAAAUGAAACGUAAUUCCAUCUUAUUUAGUAGUUGUACUUUGUAUAGUCUAUUUAUUUCUAACUAGAUGGAAGGGGCAGUUGGUGCAGUGGAUCUGGAAAUAUGUAGUUGAUUUUCUUACUUCUUUUCUGUUCUAGUUGUAUUUAUUCAUUUAAUGGUUAUUACCACUACGAGGAUCGGCAUGACUUUGCAGAACUUCGUUGUAUCAAUAAAAUUGGUAAUGUGCCAUCACUUAUUUAUUUGUUUA
Molecule: messenger RNA, 3300 nt
Organism: Benincasa hispida (wax gourd)
Lineage: Eukaryota; Viridiplantae; Streptophyta; Magnoliopsida; Cucurbitales; Cucurbitaceae
Source: RefSeq, a predicted model, not a curated record